CAUAUGACGGAAGGGGUGUGAAGUUUAGCGAUGUAAACUUUCUCGGUCGGCGCGCGCGCGGGGGGAGCUGAGCGGUGUGAUUGAAGCGCUGCGGCUGCUGCUGAACCCGAGCUCCUCAUCCACAGAGCCGCUCAUGCCGAGAGUCUAACCGCAGGGUGAUGGGCCUUCGGUUAGCGGGCUUUACAGGCGGAAUAUGGCGAGCAGCGGUCAAGCUGCGGACGGCGCUGCCCCGGCGGUGAGAGGGAAGCCGUGCUCGCGCAGUAAUGGGCCUGCGCGCGAGGGGAAGAGAGCGAACGGCGCGCUCGAGCGGCAGGUCAGAGAGUCCAGUGUGGCGCCGGUGAGCUGCGGCGCGUGGCCCUGCGCCAACAUCCAGCUGCCCGGUGUGAUGGACUGUGAGGGGAGAGUGGACGAGUCCAGACUGAGGAUGUACAUCUUUAAACAUGGUGGUGUGUCACCAGCAGAACGGGGGCCCGUGUGGCGCUUCUUGUUUGGGAUGUACCCCAGCAGUUCCACAGCUCUGGAGCGUCCCCUGUUGCUGGAUCAAAUGACUGUCCGAUAUCAGGUCAUGAAGAGGAAAUGGCAGCAGCUGCUUCCUGGAGCCGUUCGUCUACGUCUCAAUGGCACCGAUGCUGAGCUGGUAGCAGCAGUGCAGUAUUUUGAGCAGAGGCAGCAGCGAGAGCAAGAGCAACAGCAGUACCAGGCAGAAGAGGUCAGGGAAAGGAUGUCCUUUCUGGAGCUUCAGGCUCAGGUCCUGUUUGAACGGGUCACUUUUGACCUGGAAGAGCUUCAAGAAGCCAUACGCAUCAUUGACAAAGAUGUCCCUAGAACUGACAGAGACCUGGCCUACUAUAUGAACGAAGGCCUGGGUAACCUGCUGGUGCUUAGAGACAUUCUCAUCACUUAUGCUGCUUUCCACCCAGAGGUUAGUUAUGCACAGGGUAUGAAUGACCUGUGCAGUCGGUUCCUGGAGGUUCUGGACUCAGAAGUGGACACAUACUGGAGCUUUUCCUGUUACAUGGAGAAGUUCUCUAAAGACUUCCGUGCUGAUGGCCUGCACCGCAAGAUUGAAAUAGAGGCAGCUCUGCUGAAAGAGUUGGACCCCCAGCUUCAUGCUCAUCUAGUAACAGACAAUAUGGACAGACUGACAUUCUGUCACAGGUGGCUGCUGCUGGGUUUCCAGCGCGAGUUUGAGCACAGUGAUGCACUCCGGCUGUUUGAAAUUCUCAGCUGCGAUCAUUUGGAGCUCAUCUCUCAGGAGGUGGACCGGGCGCGCUACCAGGAGAGACUGGCCUGCAAGCAUAGCCUUGAGGAUGAGCCAGUGACAGAACCUCAGGCCAUUAACACAGAGUUCACAUUUGAACUCUUCAUCUGUGCCACCAUUUUGCUGGAAAACAGAGAUGCACUGCUCAGCUGCAGAAACGAGGUCCAGCUCAUCCAGUUCACAAACAGUUUACAGGGUACACUGGAUUUGAACAGCAGCCUGGAGAAAGCUGAGGAGCAUUUCUACAACUACUGCAAACGCACGGCAUGGGACUGUCGGAAGAGCAAGAGAAAAGAGGAGCACUUUCUCUACCAGCUCCGCAACCUUUUCUCCUGAGCAGAAACAUUUCAUCUCCUACUCUAGGUUUCUGUAAUAACAGAAGACAGAAAGGCUGCGCCGUGUCCCAUGUUUGGACUUCUGGACCUUACUAAAGACAGAAGGAAUGGUAAAAGGGCCUUAAACUGAAUGAUGCUGCUUAACCACUCGAUUGGUUCCAGAGGAUGUGAUCAGCUCUAAAUCUCCUUUAACAUAAGGGAGAUUCACUUGAGCUUCUCCUUUGCCCUUUUUUCCCUUUUUCUUGUUGUUUACAUUUAAUAUCUUUUAAUUUAAUACAGUGCCCUGCACAUUUUUCCAGCACAUCUGGCACAGCAUAUCAACAGAUUUAUAAUGAUCUGAUUGGAUGAGCUGUGUUGGAUUAAGAGAAACACAACAAACUGCAAACACUGGUGCUCAGUGUUAUAAUCUCUUAGUCAAAACUCUAAGGGCUUGAUUUGCACAAUGUAAACAUGAGGCAUGUGCAAAGGUAUUUUGGUCUAUUUGGCAAAUAAGUAAUAGGUAAAGGUGUUUUUAAGAUGCAUAUGCAAACAUUGUAUUUUAAAAAUAAAUGUCUUAUUAAAGAAUUCACAAUGUCAGGUUGUCAGUGAAAGUGAACUGACAUUUAAAUACCUUAUUUGUAUUAGACAAUUUUGUGUUUGAUAAUUAAUUAGUUUUUUUGUGUUGUUUUAGAUGCUAUUUAAAGAUUUAUCUGGUCAGUUUUAGACGAGUGAUUAGGGCAUAUGGCCUAGUACUCAUAUCUCAAAGGGGGACUCUGGCCAGAUGCUGUAUCUGGAAGGUGGGAUUUGGGGCAGUUACCGGAGGGCAUUUGAAUUUUUUCCUAGCUGGUUAAUGCAGACAAAAAACAGAUAGCUAGCAGUUGGGGUUUCUUUAAUGCCACUGUUGGCUGAAAACUUGGACAAAAAGGAUUAUGAUAAGAUUCUGUCAGAUCAAUGAGGCUGAGGAACACAAUGCUGAAUACAGAAUACAGCAUAACAUGACAAAUAUCAUUAAAUGCUAUGUGUGUGUUUUCUUUCACAUACUUUUACUUCUUUACUGUAAAGCUUAAAGAAACACUCUGGUCAAAAUACACUGCAGUUUUCACACUAAUAACACAUUUUUGUAAUAAAGACUGACAGAAAAUCUCUUUCAGGUCCAAAUUGUAUAUCAUUUGAAUUUACCAAUUUAAUGUAGUGCCACCACUGAAAAUCCUGAAGGGUUUUUGUGGCUGGUUUAGUUAGUGGCUCAAAAAGUAAUGUUGGUUGCUCUCUGAGUAAGAUUAGAUCUUUGUGAUAAUAGAAACCCACAUAUACUCCAUGUUUAUACUGUCAAUUCUCAGAAGGCCUUAGUGUAAGGUUACCAGAGUACUGAACCUUCUAGAAGAGUCUGUGCAGUGGAUCCCAAUUGAUAACUGGCAGUGCUCAAGUAUCAGAGGGUCAGAAAUAGCCUGGGCAGUGGACGUCCCUUUGAAAUUCCCUGCGCUCUGGAAGGAGCGUGAAAGUCAAAGGGCUGUGCAGAGUUAGAAUAUUGAAGAUUUAGUUGUGCUUUAAAAAGACAGGCACUUAUUUGAAAAUCAGUAGUUUAUUUGCUUAAAAUUUUGUCCUGAGAAUUGGGGAUGUUUAUGUGGGGGACUUGCCCAUGAUCCAUGACCAUGAUGAUUUUUCCUCAAAAUCUGCCUACAGUGCAUGAACAAAGUGUGCUUUGUGUCUGUGUGUGGGGGUUUGGUUGUUGAGAGGGAAAGGGGAUGUCGUUUGGGUUUUAUUUUAAGACUACUGUGUGACAUUUAAGCAGUCUUUGCAGUAUGACUCCCUGAAUGAAGAAUAGAGCUGAUAGUGCAGGCGGCUUUGAUUUUGCUACAUUAAAACGGAGGAGAGAUCCUUAUUGAUUAAACUGGG
Molecule: messenger RNA, 3468 nt
Organism: Pygocentrus nattereri (red-bellied piranha)
Lineage: Eukaryota; Metazoa; Chordata; Actinopteri; Characiformes; Serrasalmidae
Product: TBC1 domain family member 15
Exons: 10
Coding region: 194-1597 (467 amino acids)
Biological process (GO): activation of GTPase activity
Molecular function (GO): GTPase activator activity
Source: RefSeq, a predicted model, not a curated record